AUGAAUCGUGGUGGGACCAAUGGAAUGGAAUGGGAGUCCUCUCCGAGAGUGAUGUCUGCUAUCCCAUUUGCAGCCAUUACUGGCACGGGGAUAGCACAGCAACCGGACGAGAGAGAUAAUCGCUUUUGGAAGCGGUCUGGCCGAUCAUCCCUCGUUACUGUCACACGCGCGGCGCGGAAUGACGAGUCUAGAGUCACAGGCGGCGCGGGCACCGCGGCUCGUGGAAGCGGCGGAAGCAGCAGCGCACCUUCGGGCUUACGACGCGACGCGAAGUCCGACUUAAAGAGCGACGCGCAAAGCGGUCGAAGCGGCCGUAACGGCGGCUCGAGCCGUCCGCGCGAUGGCGAGUGGCAGCGCGACAAGAAGGGCCGGGGGGGGCAGUGGCGGCUGCGACGGCUGCACGGGGAAGGGGGGAAGGGGAAGACGGGCGCGGUAAAGACGGCUGCCGUCCCUGCUGCUACAGCCGUCCCUGCUGCUACAGCCGUCCCUGCUGCUACAGCCGUCCCUGCUGCUACAACCGCUCCUGCUGCUACAACCGCUCCUGCCGCUCCUGCCGCUCCUGCUCCUCCUGCUGCUGCGCCCGUUCCUAAGCAGUCCCUCCCUGUCUCCGCUUCACCGACUGCCUCCGCCUCUGUUUCCGCUUCCGCCCCUGCCUCCGCCUCCGCCCCUGUAUCCGCUUCCGCCGUUGUCUCCGCUUCCCCCCCUGUUUCCACCUCCGCCUCUGCCUCCGCCUCUGCCUCCGCCUCUGCCCCCGCCCCUUUCCCUCCCCUUAACUCGAUCCCUCUCAACUCCUCCGUCCUUCCUACUGCUUCGACUGAGGCCAUUCAGGAAGCUUCCUCGCUUGCGUCUGUCACUGCUCCUGUGGAGCCGUCCGAAGCUUCCGCUGCCUUGUUGAGUCAAGGGAGUCAACGCAGUCAAGAGGCGCCACGUGGCGAAGGGUUAGUGGCUGAGGUCGCGACGCAAGCAGGAGGAGUUGCUUGGCCGAGAGGGGGCGAGAUCUGGAAUUCUCCGUUGCCAGCUGGAGGAUGGCUGUGGGCAGCUGGUUUUGUCGUUACUGCUGCUACAGUGGCAUGGGUCGGAGGACGAGCGGGCGGCAAGGCAGAGAAAAGGAAAGAGGGGUUGCAGGAGCAGGGGAAAGUGCUUGUAACGAGAACGGAGUCUGAUAAUAAAGAGGGUGGGAUAAGUUGGGAGGAGUGGGAGAGGAAGAAGAUGAAAGAGAAGAAGGUGGAAGGGUGGAGGAGGAGAGCCGAGCAGGAGAGGAUGGAGCGAGAGAGAGCAGAGAGAAUCAAGGGGAAAUGGGCGGAAGGGGAGGCGGUUGAGAGUGGUGGAGAGGAGUUGGGAGGGAUCAAUGGGGGCGAAGAGAGGGAUUGGGAGGACGGGAGGGGAAGGGGAGAAGCGGGGUUCGGGGUUUAUGAGGAAGGGACGAAGGAGGUGAGGGGGAUUAUCGGGAAGGUGAAAGGGGUGGCUGGGGGGGAGAGAGGAGGGAAAGUGGAUGUGCUAGUAGGGGGGGAUUGGGAGGGUGUGGGGAUCAGGGGAAGGGGAGAGGGGGCGUGGGGGGACGAGAGAGGGGGUGCUGUGGUGGAUAUUAGUGCAGAGGUGAGGGAGCGGAGGGAGGAGAGUGAGGGAGAAGUAGGGAAGAAGGGAGAGGUAGGCGAGAAAGGCGCGAAGGGAGAGGAGGGAGAGCAGGGAGAGAAGGGAGAGGAGCAGCAGGAGCAGCAGGAGCAGAAGGAGCAGCAGGAGGGGAACGCAGAGGAGCAGAGGCGACAGGCAGCAAUGGCUGAGAUUCGCAGGCGUGCAGACCUGGUGAGGCGGCAGGAGAGGGAGGAGAGGGAGGAGAAGGAGAGAGCGCGGAAGGUGAGUGCUGAGAUGCAGAGGCUGCUAGUGGAGAGAAGGAGGCGGGGCGAGGUGGUGACUCAGCAGGUGUUGGAUGCGGUGUGGGAGGAGGCGUGCACGGUUGUGCUGGGUGGGAAGGUGGGAGGAGCGGGAGGGGAUGCGGCGGGGUUUACUGUAGCAGGAAGCACCUCUUCUGGCAAGGCAGGAGCGGCAGAAAUAGCAGCGGCUGCUGCAGCAACAAGAGGUGAAGCAGCAGCUUUGGGAGAAGGGGAGGACGUGGGUGAGAGGGUAGAGGAGGGGCAGAGGGAAAGUGACCAGCAAAUGGGAGCAGACAGGCAGCAGCAGGUGCAGGCAGAGAGGCAGCAGUGGGAGUUGGAGGAUGCAAAGAGAAGGGUGAGACAGCGAGCAAUGGCAGCAGCUGCUGCUGCUGCUGCUGGGGCGUCUGGUGCUGGUACUGCGAGUGGUGGGGCAGGGGCUGCAUGGUGGGUAGAAGACGACUCUCUGGUGACGCUGGUGGCGCGGGUGAUGCUGAACGAUGAAGGCGGGAGGGACUCGAUGCACGGGCUGACUCAGGAGGAGCAGGCGACGUUCUUUGACGCGCUGAAUAGGCUGUAUGGGGAGGAGGAUGCGACUAAGGGGGCCGGGAAGCAGCAGGAGAAGGGAGACGGGGUGUCGGAGCUGGUGGAGAAUCUGAGCUACGGUCGAGGUGAGUGGCUGUGCCCCGUGGGAUGGGCACGGGGGAAAGGGGGGGAAUGUGAAGGUGAGAUUGUAGGAGGUGGGGCGGGACUCGAUGCACGGGCUGACGCAGGAGGAGCAGGAGAGAAUGGGGAGAGUGGGGAGAAUGGGGAGAAUGGGGGGAAUGGGGGGAAUGGGGAGAGUGGGGAGAAUGGGGAGAGUGGGGAGAGUGGGGAGAAUGGGGGGAAUGGGGGGAAUGGGGAGAAUGGGGGGAAUGGGGGGAAUGGGGAGAAUGGGGGGAACACACUACUUCAUCUCUGUGGCCGACCCAAUGGAAGUGGUGGUGCCGCGGAUGCGAGAAGGGGGAUGGCGGGGAGAGAGGCAAUUAUCAGUCCCCAUCUAGACACCCCAUUUCCCAUCCACUCUCCCUCCCCCCGUGCAGAUGGUAUUUCGGUGAGCGACCCGAUGGAAAUGGUGGUGCCGCGGAUGAGGGAAAGGGAUAGCACGGUGAGAAAGGAGGGCAGCAGUGUCGACACUAUGGCACCAGCAGCAGGCAUUGGCACAGCAACAGAAGCUAACGGCAGCACAGCAACCAGUGGGCCUGUAGCAACCGAUGGGACUACAGACGAGCUGCUGGUGCUGGCAGUAUCGCAGUAUGUGAAUGCUGCUGAUGGGGACACGUUCGUUGAUGAUGGGGGUGCGAGGGAGAGAGAGAGUACGGCUGUGGGUGGUGGGAGUGAGGGAGGAGAGUGGGAGGGAGGGGAGAGUGUGGUGGUGAGUAGUGGGUGUGGGGGAGGGGAGGUAGAGGAGAGUGUGGUGGUGAGCAGUGGGAGUGGGAGAGGGGAAGGGGGAGAGAGUGUGGUGGUGAGUAGUGGGAGUGGGGGAUGGGAAGGAGGAGAGAGUGUGGUGGUGAGCUCUAGUAAAGGCAUGAAUGGGCGCCAGUCUUGGUCACUGGAAGAGAAACAGGGAGGGAGGGCAGGUGGAGCGAUUGGGAGCGGUGAAGAGGGGUGGAGCAACACAAAGCAGUGGGCAGAGGAUAUAAGAGCAAGGUAUGAAGAGGAGAGAGAUCCGGAUGUGAAGGAGGUGAUUCAGCAGCUAGGAAAAGACCUUCCCAGGUGGCUUUCAGAGGAAGAAAUUAAUUCUGCCCCGACUCUCUCACAGGUUGUAGCGGCAGGGAGGGAAGGGGGCGACCCGAAGCAGCGGGCAGCAGUGAAAAGUUUUCUCGAGAAGGUUCGGGAGGAGAAAGAGAGGUUUGGCGCGGAAGCUGUGGCGGAGAAGUAUUUGGAGCAGGCUCGGGAUGCGGAGGAGGAGGAGGCUCGGCGGAGAGGGGUGGUCCGGCCGGACCUGGACCGACUGUGGUGGCUUGACCUGCAGGCUGUGUGGGUUGUGAUGAUUAUGAGAUGGAGUAGUAGCAGUCACGGCACCAGCAGUGAGGGGCAGCGAGUGCAGAGGGUGCCUUACUCCUUCCAGCUCCCCCCUGAUUGGGGCUCUGCUGCUGCCUACUCUACUGAGGGUGUUUAUAACGGGGAUACUGGUGGGACAGCUGGAGCAGCAGCAGUAGCAGAGGACGCAUGGAUAGUGGUGGGGUUUGAGGACGUGGUGGAUGCAGCGCGGUUCAGUGAGGUGCUGAGGGUGUGGCUGCUGGCACACCCAGAGGAGCUGGAAGGAGAGGAGGAGGGGGGUGAUGAGGAGGAGGAGAGAAUUGAGGCAGCUGCUGGUGUGGCUGUGGAGGUGAAAGCAGUUCCAUGUGCUCCCAAGGGCAGGGAAGCGUGUCAUUGCAUUCUCGUGAUGCAGCGGCAGCAGCUACAGGUAGCAGCCUUUGACCAGCUGCAGGUAACAGCCUUUGACCAGCUGCAGGUAACAGUCUUAGACCGGCUGCAGGUAACAGCCUUUGACGAGCUGCAGGUAACAGCCUUUGACCAGCUGCAGGAGCUCUACUCAAGUGCCAAGGAAGCAGGCCAUCGCAUUCUCGUGGUGCAGCGGCAGCAGCUACAGCUGACAGCAAUUGACGAGCCUUUUCCGGAAGUGCUGGCUCGGCUGUGUGAUGUUGCUGCUGCUGGGGAUGAUAAGAGGAGGGGGACAAGAGGGCCCGCCACGGUUGAUUUGGGACCGUUGAUUGCUCGUGCGGGGAAGAGGGGUGGAGAAUGGAGGCGUGGCUCGUUUGACGACGUUCGUCUGUUGCGAGGCUCCCAUACGGGCAGCAGCAGCAGCAGCGGCACUAGAGGGAGCAGCAAUGCACGAGGGGAAGGAGCAAGGGAAACGAAAGGAGGAGGGGAGGGUGGUAAGGGAGGGGGGGCGAAAGGCGGGCGGGAAAAUGCGAUUCACGUGAUGCUGACUAGUAACGGGUCGCCUUAUAUGAACUGGCAAUCGCGGAUCAUGUACUACACGUACCUGCAGGUCGCAGGUCAGCCCGGCAGUGACAUGAAGCACUUCACUCGCGUGCUGCACCGCUCGACAGACGACGCUCUUAUGGAUGUCAUGCCGACGGUUCGGGUCAAGCCCCUGGACCCCACGUGUGACACGUGGUGCGAAUACCCUGUAGCUAGCCGCCCCUUUGCCAUCCAGCAGUGGCUGGAGUCGGGGGACGUGAAGGGCGAGUGGAUCUUCAUGAUCGAAACUGACUAUAUCUUUGUCAAGCCUGUAUCCAUCCCGCCGGCAGGCAGGGCGCUGGGUUUUCCCUUUGACUACAUCGCGCCUCAAGACCCUGAACUCCGUCCCUUCAUGCGCAGGUAUUACCCGGAGCCAUACCGAAUCGAGGACAUCCCGAGGACCGGCAAUGCCCCGACCAUCAUGCGAUAUGAUGACAUGAUGCAAGUGGUGCCCAUAUGGGUGAACGUGACAGCAGGCAUCGAAGGGAACACGGAAAGCAAGGAGCGGUUCGGGUGGGUGCGGGAGAUGUAUGCUUUCUCCAUCUCCCUUGCGCUUGCAGGGGUGAAGAUUGACCUGCCGCCAAUGCCACAUGCCAUCAUGAGCCAGCCUCCAGCUGACAAGGUGGUGGGUGAUGCUGCUCUGCUGCACUACACGUGGGGCAGUCAGAUCAAGGACUGGAGUGGCAACGUGGACUGGGAGUUUGACAAGCGCAAGUUCACAGACAUCAUUUCUUGCUCCCCUCUGUUGCCUUCUGCUCGCAUCUGCCCACCUCCCUUCACUCCCAUGCUGCAGGACUGGAGUGGCAACGUGGUCUGGGAGUUUGACAAGCGCAAGUUCACAGACAGAGGGCUGCCAGACCCAGUGCCUGAACCGCCAGAGGGGAAGCAGGCAUCGGAGUCCCAGAAGGUGCUGGUGUCGAAAGUCAACGAGGCCAUUAACCAUCUGCCCAAGUACACGCUGCGAGAGCUGCGGGAGAUGGGGCGCAGCGAUGCAGAGAUUGGCGCCUAUGAGCGGGAGUGGCGCGCCAAGGGGUAUGCGGAGGGGACGAAAGGAGGAUUGGAAGGAGGAGGAGGAGGGGCGAAGCAGGAGCAGCAAGGGGGUGUGGGACAAGCAGGGGGGCCGGGGCAAGCGACUGGGCAAGGAGGUGGGUUGGUGAGAGGAGGGGCGGCGGCACAGCAGGAGGUGGCGAAGCCGGCGGUGGUGCCUGGGGAGAUGGAGAAGGGGAGCAUUCAUGCGAUGGUCACGAGUAACGGCAAUGCGUACAUGAACUGGCAGACGCUGCUCAUGUUCCACACGUACAAAAAGGUGGCAUCUGAGCCAGGCAGCAACCUGCGCUUCUUCACCCGCGUGCUGCACCGCACCAAGGACGACGAGCUCAUGCACCUCGUUCCCACUGUGCGAGUGCGACCACUGGAACCCAAGUGCGAUGACUGGUGCGAGUACCCAGUGGCUGAUCGCCCCUUCGCCAUCCAGCAGUGGCUGGAGUCGGGGGAUGUGAAGGGCGACUGGAUUUUUAUGAUAGAGACCGACUACCUUUUUGUCAAGCCCGUCGCCAUCCCCCCAACAGGGCGCGCUCUGGGCUUUCCGUUUGGCUACAUCAUCCCUACCUACCCCUCCAUCCACCACAUCAUGAUUCGCUACUAUCCCGGCGAUCUAAAGGACAUUCCUCAGACAGGCAACGCACCAGUUCUCGCUCCCACUGCUGCUCUUGCACGUGUGGUGCCGAUAUGGGUGGACAUCACAGCCCGGUUCGAGAAGGACGAAGAGGCAAAGAAGGACCUCGGGUGGGUGCGCGAGAUGUAUGCUUUUUCCAUUGCUGCUGCUCUCGGCAACAUGCCCAUCGACCUGCCCCUCGUGCCACAUGCUAUUAUGGUGCAGCCUCCAGCCGACUCUGUAUUGGGCGAUGCAGCCAUCAUUCAUUACACUUGGGGAUACGAGUUCAAGGAUGAAGCUGACAAGGUAGUGUGGCGAUUUGACAAGAGAGACUACACACAGCCUGGGCAAGUACCGCCAAUUCUUGCCGACCCACCGCAAGGGAAGGCCUCGGAACUGCAACUUAUCAUGGUCCGUCAUAUGGAGUUCCCCGCCUAUCCCAGCUUCGUCACCCCGUGGGCUCACUCCCUUCUCUUUCCGGACGCCACAACCCUGAAGCGCAAAGCGGAUAGCGAAACGUCCACCAUUCUCGACUCCACGUUACCACCUUUCCUCGCCAGCCCAGAAAAGCGCCUUCGCAUUCCCGACAUUAGAUUUUCUGGCGUUAAGUAUUCGCCCUGCGCCACUCCCAGUUCAGUCUUUUCCUCCUUCGACGGGGAGUUUCAAGCCUUGCCUCCGCUGGCCCCGUCUUCCCCAACAAGCUCUCCCCUCACCUCUCCGCCGAUAUCCCCCCUCUCUUCCGGGACAGCCACAUCCGCUCUCACCUCUUCCUUCGCUCCCCGCGCAUCCCCCGCACCCGCCGCUUCCCCCGCCGAUUCCGCUGCCCCUGCGCUUCCCCGCCGCCUGAAGGGCGUGCGGCAGCGCAAGUGGGGGCGGUGGGUGACGGAGAUCCGCUGCCCGCGCACCAAGACGCGCGUGUGGCUGGGCUCCUACGCGACGGCGGAGGAAGCGGUGCGCGUAUACGACAUGGCGGCGCGGAUGAUUUUCGGCGAAGUUGCCUCGAAGGUCACUCUCAACGAGCCCGACGCGGCCCCGCGUCCCGUAACCGUUGCGAAGAGCAUUGCCGAGGCGCUAAUCAAGGUUGCGCGAGCCAGCAGCGGCAACGGCGACGCGACCGUUGACUUGUCCGCCCCGGAGAAGCGCGCUCGCAUUUCCGAGACUAGUUUCAAUGGCGUUUCAUCUGCGCCCUCCGUUACUCCCAAUUCAGUCCUUUCCACCUUCGACGGCGAGUUCCAGCCGACCAUGUUGACCGCGUUGACCGCGUCUCCCCAAACAACCUCUUCGCUUGCCUCUCCGCCGAUCUCCCCGCUCUCCUCCCCGGGUUACUCAUCCGCACUCGCGUGCUCCCCCGCUCACCCCUCGUCUCCCGCGCCCGUCGCUGCCCCCGCCGCUUUCCCCGCGCUCCCCCGCCGCCUCAAGGGCGUGCGGCAGCGCAAGUGGGGGCGGUGGGUGACGGAGAUCCGCUGCCCGCGCACCAAGACGCGCGUGUGGCUGGGCUCCUACGCGACGGCGGAGGAAGCGGUGCGCGUAUACGACAUGGCGGCGCGGAUGAUCUUCGGCGAAGAUUCCUCGACGGUCCCUCUCAACGCUCCCGACGCGGCCCCACGUCCCGUGACCGUCGCGAAGAGCAUCGCCGAGGCGCUCAUUAAAGUUGCGCGAGCCAACAGCGGCGAAGGCGAUACGACCGUUGACUUGUCCGCGUUCCGCGGCGACAUGGCGUGUUUGGAGGUUGUCGGGCAGAACGUGGUGGUGUCUGAAUGCCCUUUCGCGCCGCUCGCGCUGGAAGUGACGCCGAAUGGCCACGACGAGACUUGCCGUCUUCCCAAUUGUGAGCCUUCCGCGUCAACGAGCGCUGAUUGCGAGAUUUAUCUGCAGAAGCAGUCGGACGCAGCGGCUAUUAGUACUAACGGAGUGGUUGAUAACGAGAAAUUAUCCGCUUCCGACGUCCCGUCCGCGCUCUCCCUCAUUGAGGAGCUUUUCAGCGACAGCUUCUGCGGCGUCCUAGCGACCCCUGCGACAAUGUCGCCCUCUGUCUGCGACCUGGGCGAUUUUGAGAUCCUCGAGAACGUCUCCGGCCUCUGGGGAGAAACCUUUUGA
Closterium sp. NIES-65 is the source of this 8628-nucleotide messenger RNA. NCBI's taxonomy places the organism in Eukaryota, Viridiplantae, Streptophyta, Zygnematophyceae, Desmidiales, Closteriaceae. The record is from the annotation of a GenBank genome assembly.